AUGACGAAGCGCACUAAGAAGUCUGUCAUUAAGGAUGGGCCGAUUGGAGGAAGGCUCGUGGAGGUCUAUACUAGCAGAGGAACCAAGCACCGACUGACUGCACUCCCACCCAAACCUAUCAUCGAUAUACCGACUCCUGUAGGCAAACGCCGCCGGGUUGAAAAGCUCUACUACGAGCAGGAACACCCCUCUGAUCCAGCUAAUUCCUUUGCCAGUGGCUGGGGCAAUACGGAAGAACCUGUCGUUGAAAAUUCGCCAAUCACCCACCCCAACGAACAGUAUUUGGCGUCAGCCAAAUCCGACUGGAAUAACUACGCCGACUUCACGUUCGGGUCAAGUCCACAGCAUGGAAAGCAUGGCAGCGGCCAGGAGAUCGUCAUUGUUCACGUCAACGGUGUCCACCGCUUAGUGGCUUAUCCUUGCGUAUGUCCUGGCGCGGUUCCACUUGACGAACAAUACCUGAUCGCAGGGUUGUACCCGAGCACAUAUAAAUCGGUGGAAACAGUAUUCACUUUCCAACUGCUCCGCGACUACAACCUGGCGGUCUUGGAAUGCUGCACUUCGGCGGGAGAAUACUUCAGUAAGCUGAGACGACUAACGAACCCAGACUUUCCCGAUGCUGUCCCUAAUCGUCAUCGUGAACUCUUACGAGCGGCAAGACAAUUUCGUCACUUGCAAGAGCUGGUUCGUUUUGGAUAUACGACCAGGGAGGCCGCCUCAAAGCCUGGUAGCAUGGCCCUGUUCUGCGCGGCGUGUCCGCAACCGGAUGUCAAUUUGGAGGAAAACUGGGAGCAAGACAAAAAGCACAUGUCAUUCGUAGCCGACGGCAACUUUGUUUGUGUCAGGCAAAGUAAAAAGGGCGCAGGACAAGAUUUGUUCCUCAAGCAAGGCGGAGGUUAUUUUGUGGAGAGUAGAGCAUAUAAGCACCACCUCGCUUCCGCUACCGAGAACACUGAGGCUUCUACCUGUAAUGAGCACAGAGCCGUCGCCGACAAGAACAAAGCGCACAAGGGUUACGAUGCCACCGGUAUUGGCGCUCUGGCUUGCGCUAGGCAUGGAGCCUUCGUACCUUCAUCGGUGGUCGAUUUCCAGAAAGGGGAACGACAGAUGAAUAUGGAUUACGCUCUCUGUGAAGGAUUGAAGGCGGUCGUCUCUCCAAAGGUCCAACGCAUUAUCUUCAUUUAUGACAUUUGCUGUCAGUAUUGGAAAAACCUAGCCGCACGCGUCAAGGCAUACAAUGACACCAUCAAGCUGCCAUGGUAUGACCGCAUGAUAUUCUCUAUCGGUCAAUGCCAUGUCCACGGACAUCAAGAGAAAUGCCUUCCGCGGUUCUCUCCCCUCUACAUCGACGGUAUCGGCUGGAAUCACGGGGAGAUUUUAGAGCCUAAUUGGUCUCUGCUAAACUCCACAGGGACGAUGACGAGUACAAUGACCGAGGCGCACCGCAUGGAGGUUCUAGACAGCAAGAUGAUGGACUUGAACUGGAAGAAAAUGACGAAUCUUUACAAAACCCUUCCUAAAUCGCUCAAAAAGGCUUAUGAAAAUUUAUCAGAGUUGUUAGAUGCUGUGGAGAUGCUGAAAAGCUCAGCUUCAGCGGCACAGCGGGAACAAUGGGAUCAGCAGUUGGCGGACGCUCAGAAGAAGCGGGAGAAGCACCAUCCCGAAGCCAUGGAUAUUCUAAUGUCCACAAUUGACAAAGCACCAUCCCGGAAGGCUAUCGAGGCCAGUUUGAUAACCAAUGAGCUCAAGCAAAGUCGCCACGUAGGAUUGACGUCCUGGGUGCAUGACGGCAUGAUGAUUCAGGAGUUACAAAUGGAUGUCCUAUCCGCCGCCAAGGAGUUGGGCUCAACUCCGACAGAUGACCAAAGGCUUGAGUUAGAAAAGAAGCGGGCGGCCUUGAAAGCGAAGCACGACCAACAUCUCGAGAAAGGACUGCAAUUAUUUCCACGUCUAUCUCAGCGCAAUGAUGCAGAUCCCCGCUCGGCAUUUCUCCACGCUCCAAUUAGAGAGCCAUGCGACUGUGAACAAACACCAUGCGGCCACUCGGGGAUGGACUUCAAUCCGUUCGAGGCGGUACCGAAAGGGCCGCUUGAGAGGUUGGCGGUGCUCAUGCCUUCAUCUGAGCCGGCGGGAUCUCAGAUCUUGCCUGAAGAAGCCAAGGUCGCCGAACUAGAGUUGCGGAAAGCUCAAGCUGAUGAAGCACUCGCUAACCUAAGGACCCAGGUUGGCUACAAAUCCUUCUUGUUCAAGGCUAACAUCCAACUGGCCCAGAAUAAAGCGCAGAAAACCCGGGGCUAUGCUGCAGUGGCGUCUGCGGAGAAAGCAAUCCAGAGAAGCACAAGGAUCUACAAUCAAGCUCAAUGGGCGAUCUGGCAGCUUACCGCUGACGCCUCCGUUCGGGAGACCUAUCGAAAGCUCAAUAAAGGGGAUGCCAAGCCAUUAGAGUCGGUUUAUCAACCGAACGCACCGGGUCAAAGUCGCCAAGUGGUCAGUUGGAUUUGGGGUUGGAAGCACCAUGGACAGAGCACAAACCCUGAAUUCCUGUUGGAAAUAUGCAGGUUGAAUUGGCUUAGAACAACGUCUCGCUUAAAGAGGUGGCAAGAGGAGGUAGACUUGGUGAAAGCAGAGAUGGGAUGGACCGUUAAUUUCAUGGAAAAUCGGGCCAAACAUUGGGAUUCCUUGGCCACGAGUGGUAAUGACAUGGGGCCGCGUUCAGCGGCGAGGUACCAAGCGGCGACCUGGCGGAAACUUGCUUAUCAGGCGGCCGCCGCUUUUAGUCCAUUUUGUGAUCCGCCCCAAGACGAGGGACCGCCUCUUACAUAA
Messenger RNA from Coprinopsis cinerea okayama7#130, 2823 nucleotides. RefSeq lists its product as hypothetical. NCBI's taxonomy places the organism in Eukaryota, Fungi, Basidiomycota, Agaricomycetes, Agaricales, Psathyrellaceae. The coding region runs from base 1 to 2823 and encodes 940 amino acids. The transcript is spliced from 9 exons. The record is from RefSeq and is a predicted model, not a curated record.